ACCUUGUCGUGGUUACCGAAUUCCUCUGGCUCGCCUCCCACGGCGCGGCCGCAUCAUCGAACGACGGACUCCGUAACGGAAGACCAGGACGAGGACGACUUCGACUUCUAUACUGCACCACCACCCCACUCUCCUUGCUCGGAGGCUUCCACUUCCAGCUUUUUUUCAUCCAAUCCUCCUCCUUUCUCGUCUCUUGUUUUCGUCGCGGCGUCGGAUUCCAAUCGCGCAAAGGAUACUGUCACACCGUCCGGCUCCACCCUCACCCCAGCUCUCGUUAAUUCCCUACCCAACGAGGGUCUCAGACCGGAAUCAUCAACAUCGUUAGUUGCCGAAGUUAAAGCCUCACUCUCUCGAGACAUCAAACCAGAUUCCUCAGCGAAGGCAGCGGAAGAAGGCGAGCCUCCUCCACCAUAUACCGAAGGAUCAAGUCCACUCGAGUCUUUCACGUACGUCAUGGCUGCAGCAGGAGGCGCGUCGAGUAUCAUCACCCAGGUACAACAGGCUGGAGGGCCGCCGAUCAAUACAUUAGGAGACAUUGGUGGCGAUGAGCACAUUACUCUAGACCUUAGAGGUACUCGAUUUACACUUUCCCGCGAUGAGUUGUUGACUUUGCCGGAAUUUGUUCUUCUGUCAUUGUUUCCGAACGGCCUCCUCCCUGAUGGACAUAUGGGCACUUUCCAUGAAGGUGACAUUUACCCUGUUGACUACGAUCCGGCUUCUUUACAGUAUAUGCUGGAUUUCUUCCGCUCGGUUGCCCAGUCAAUUCCGUCUUCUUCGCCUUCCCCUUCGACCUCCCAAGAUGUGGACGUGCCCCCCGAUUCCAUGCAGGCAUCUGCCAGGGACAUGCUUCAAGAUCGGGCUGGCAUCAUUGUCUUGCGCGAAGAUUUGGACUUUUACGCGAUACCUCCUCGCCCUGACAUAGAUCAUGCACAGAUGAUGGAAGUCAAGCGCGCGGCCGCGAAAGCUUUGCUGAAGCAGGAUGGAAUAUUCUCUGGUUUGAGGAAAAGCGACGAAGCAGGUUCGACGGAACAGCAUCUGAUUGAGAUGCUUACUGCAGGCGGGUUCAAUCGUGAUGAUCGAUGGGGUCACCGUGCCCCGGAGCCUAAUAAAGCAGUCAUUUGUAGCUUGGCAUUAGCCAAGCUUCGAACUGACAUUCGAAGUGAUCUGGAGAAUAACAAUGCGGUGGGGAUGGCUCAAAAGCUCCUUCUCUUUUGGCGGAAACCAGCAAGGAGAUGUUGGUGGGAAGGCGUUGAGCUACAUGAUGUCGAAGGGGUAGACGGCAAGGUUAAAAUCUGGAUUCGGCGAGUAUGGACACUGGAAAUGGUAAGACUUUCCCGCAAAAUCCCGGAUCUACAAGAGCUUCGCUUACGAUGA
Aspergillus brunneoviolaceus CBS 621.78 is the source of this 1374-nucleotide messenger RNA. RefSeq names its product putative general stress response protein Whi2. Gene Ontology annotation, molecular function: RNA binding. The annotation marks the transcript as partial. The record is from RefSeq and is a predicted model, not a curated record. The transcript is spliced from 5 exons. NCBI's taxonomy places the organism in Eukaryota, Fungi, Ascomycota, Eurotiomycetes, Eurotiales, Aspergillaceae. Gene Ontology annotation, cellular component: nucleus.